ACGGCUACAUCCUUUUUGUUACGUUACAAUUUGAAUUAUCACGGAGGAAGAUUUAUAACAGAGAUAUUUAAAUUCUUUUAACAAUUCAGACAGUUUGAUCUCCGAGGUAAUGUUGUUUAUAGUGUUCAGAAUAUUUAACUAGAUAGGGAUCCUUCUGAACUUUUUUUUUACAAGAAUAUUUAAUGAAGUUUUUAAAAGUUAUCAACAAACAACAUAAUAAACAGUUAUUUUAAAAAUUUAAAUAUUAUUUUAUCAUCACUUGUUUUUUUUAUUUAUAAAUUUUUACAAUAUUCUUAUUUUUUUGUCCAAUAUAUUUUGAUGAUACCUUACACAAACUACCAAAGACGAAUAUUCUCCACUCGGCGGAUGCUACUUAACAUUAAAAAAGAGUCUUUCGGACAAGACAUGUCUUCCACCAUUUCACUUCCUUCUUCUCCCAAAACCCUUUUUCAAAGUUCUCUCCUUUAUCCCCGGAACCAAAAAAAAAAAGAACUCACUUUUAUCUUCGAUUCACCCACACACUACUCCAAUGGCGCCGCCAACGGAACUUCAAGGCUCCUCCUUCCUCCGCCGAAUCAGCAUCCGCCGCAACCAGAUCGUCUCCAUGGACGUCUCUCACGACCAACACCUCGAGGAACUCGAGUACUUCCAGAAACACGUCUCCGAUUGCCUCUCUGAGUUACUCUCCCCACCUCCGCCUCCUUCCUCCUCCUCCUCCUCCGCCUCUCAGCCGUCUGAUCCGAUUCUCUCCAUCCCUUGGAUGAAGAACCUCCUCGACGUUUACAUGUCCUGCGAAACAGAGUUCAAAGGGGUCCUCUCAACGGCCCAGAUCUCAAAGUCUCCGUCUUUAGAGAAGGGCUUGCAAGAAACGCUCGAUCGGAUUUUGAAAUCGCUCGAUAUCUGUAACGCCGUAAGUAACGGCAUUGAUUCCGUUAGUCAGAGCCGUCGUCUGGCGGAGAUAGCCGUCACGGCGCUUAAACAACGGCCGUUAUGUAACGGAAGCGUUCUUAGAGCUAAACGCGCGUUAACAAGCCUCCUCGCUGGGUUAAACGCCGACGGAAAAGAUAGAAACGGCGGAAGUAGUAGCCGUCGGACAACGUCACGGUCGUGGUCGUUUGGACAACGCAGUAGCGUCCACGUCAGCAAGAACUGGUCCGCGACGAAGCAGAUUCAGGCGAUGGCGGCUACUCUGGUGCCGCCACGUGGAGCAGAAGCCUCUGGAGUUUACAUAAUGAGCAGCGUUAUGGUUCUUGUGAUGUGGGUGCUAGUCGCUGCGGUUCCUUGCCAGACAAGCAACGUUAUCGCGGCGCCUUUGCAGCUUCCGAAACACCAGAGCUGGGCUAGCGCCGCGGUGAACAUUCAGGAGAGGGUUGGCGAAGAGAUCAAAGGGAAGGAGAAGCGUUUUGGUGGAGGGAUGAUGGAGGAGAUGGUGAGGAUGGAGAGGGUUGGGCUGUCUUUGUUGGAGUUCACGGAGAGGUUUAGGUUUCCGGCGGAGGAGGAGGAGGAAGUGGCGGAUAAGGUGGAGGAGAUGGAUGAGAUAUGCCGGGGGAUGGAAGUGGGGUUGGAGGGUUUGAAGAGACAAGUGAGGGAAGUGUUUCAUAGGUUGGUGAGAAGCAGACUAGAGAUUGUCUCGGUGCUUGAUCAAGCUACUGCAAUCUAGUUUAGUAUAAAAGCACUAAUCUUUGAAAAAAAACUUUUUGAUGUGUAUAAUCUACAUUUCGUAUACAUACACACAUAUAUGUUUGGUUUCUGGUAUAUGAAAACUCAAAAACUCUAGAUUAGUUUCCUGAGGCCUGUUAUUCUCCUGACUUGUGAUUGUUUCCAGAAGGUUCUGUUUGUUACCGGGUCGGUUUGGUCCAUUAGUGUCUGAAGCAGGUUGUUGAUGUGUGCUCUUUUGAAUUUAUUGCUAUUUGCCACCGUCAAGUUUGGCAGUUGUUUCUGAUGAAGCUUCUCUGUGAUUUUGUUUUUUUCUUGGCCUGUAAAAAAAGAAUCAAUGAUCGUUUUAUGGAUACAAUGAGCAAGCAGUGAUUUGAUU
This is a messenger RNA of Brassica napus (rape), 2035 nucleotides long. RefSeq names its product protein ROH1-like. Bases 530 to 1660 code for a protein of 376 amino acids. The transcript has a single exon. NCBI's taxonomy places the organism in Eukaryota, Viridiplantae, Streptophyta, Magnoliopsida, Brassicales, Brassicaceae. The record is from RefSeq and is a predicted model, not a curated record.